Messenger RNA from Condylura cristata (star-nosed mole), 6384 nucleotides. RefSeq names its product transmembrane protein 74 (gene TMEM74). The coding region runs from base 484 to 1398 and encodes 304 amino acids. NCBI's taxonomy places the organism in Eukaryota, Metazoa, Chordata, Mammalia, Eulipotyphla, Talpidae. The record is from RefSeq and is a predicted model, not a curated record. The transcript is spliced from 2 exons.
GGCUACAAGUGCCACGACUGGCGAUCCGGCGACUUUCGCGAGCUGCGACGCAAGGACGAGCUUACGGGGAGCAAGCCGCACUGGGCAGCCGAGGCAGGAGGAAAGCUGCCUUUUCAUUUGAGGGAUCCUGUCACAGAAAUGUGUGAGUGUCCUUGGAUAAAUUUGGCUUGGUGACGGCAAUGCUUUCUUCAGAGACACUCCCACUUCCUCCGUGCGCUUUUUCUACCCUGACCUAAGUCUUUUAGUGUUAAUGCCUGAGAAGAGUUAGAGGACUGUCCCUUUUAUACUUUCCUGCCUUUAGGUAUCCUCUCCUUUUACCCUUUAGGAGGAUCUGGCUGAGGUACCUACAACAGUGACUGCUGAGGAGAUGGGGUCCUUGGGAGGAGCUCUUCUGGCAGUGCAGCCUUAGCUGCUGUUGGGUUCUUAUCUUUAUAGCUGUUGGCAGAAUUUCUGGAAACACUAGGGGAUGUUUGCCUAGCUCCAAUGGAGCUCCACUAUCUUGCUAAGGGCAGCCAGAUAGCUCUGUGUGAUGCUGUUGAUUGGAGUUCUCGAGGGCCUCCUGGUGACCAGGCAGAUGCAGCAGCCACCAAAGCUGCUCUCUGCUGCCAGAGACACUGUGCCUCCACACCAAGAGCAGCUGAGCUAGAAGGGUCUAAACUUAGCCCUGCUCCAGCAUCCCCCACCUCCUCUCUGCAAGAUUGUGUUAUUCAGCCAGACUCCUUCCCAUCAGGACCUCUCAACUCAGGGAACAACCAAAUGACAGCAGAGCGCAAAGUCUGCAACUGCUGUAGCCAGGAAUUAGAAACUUCUUUUACACAUGUGGAUGAGAAUGUCAACUUGGAGCAGAGGAACCAUAGCUCCCCUUCAUCAAAAGGGAGUAAUCAUCUAGGAGACCUCGGUUGGAGAAAUUCAAAUGAGUGGUCGCAUGAGGCUGCCAUAUCCCUGAUAUCUGAGGAUGAAGAUGAUACAAGUUCAGAAGCCACAUCUUCAGGGAAGUCAGUGGACUAUGGUUUCAUCAGUGCCAUCUUGUUCUUGGUCACUGGCAUCUUGCUGGUGAUCAUCUCAUACAUUGUCCCACGGGAAGUGACUGUGGAUCCCAACACAGUGGCAGCCCGUGAGAUGGAACGCCUGGAGAAGGAGAGUGCAAGGCUAGGGGCUCACUUGGACCGCUGUGUGAUUGCAGGGCUCUGCCUCCUCACUCUUGGGGGGGUGGUUCUGUCCUGUUUGCUAAUGAUGUCUAUGUGGAAGGGGGAACUCUAUCGUCGCAACAGGUUUGCCUCUUCCAAAGAGUCUGCAAAACUCUAUGGUUCUUUCAACUUCAGGAUGAAAACCGGUGCGAAUGAGAAUACUCUGGAACUGUCCUUAGUAGAAGAAGAUGCUCUUGCUGUACAGAGUUAAUUUUGGUUAUGAACUUCUUGGAAUCAGCCCUUGCAUUUUAUAUGAAACAAAACCAAACAUAUUUCUUAAAGUUAACAGUAUAGUUGAUUUCCCUGACGAAAAAAAGUUUAUAUCCCAAAUCAAUGGCCAAUGUUUUUGUUCUCUAUUGUAUUUUUUUAUUUAGAAGAAGUGCUUUGAGAAACCAAAUUUGGCUAUCCUUCUACAGACCUGAGACUGGUCAUAAUGGCCAUCAGUAUUGACUUAACAAAAUGUUUCUAGUGACCUACUGUACAAAUGACUUCUUUUAUAAGAUGUGGGAUAUUAUUCUUUGGCUAUACCAGGUGUUCUAAACACAUAAGAAUCAAUUAGGUUAUCUGUUUUGUGAAAAAGAACUUAAGCAGUAAUCACAUAAUAAGGCUCACAUUUAAUCCUCAAAGGUGCUUACCCAAUUUCUUGCUAAAUUUUUUCUUCCUAUAAUUUGACUAAAUACUAAAUAUGUACAUUUUUGAUUUUGAAUAUUUGAAGCUGGAGAUAUUUGUUAUUUAAAAAAAACUGUAAAAACACAUGUUAUCUUUAAAAUUAUUCCUGUACUCAGAAGUGUUAGCUAAAUCACUAGAAUAAAUGUUCUUGUAAGUGAAAAUUAUAUCAGUCAUUAUAAGAUCAAUCUAAAUUUAACCCAGAGUGGUAAUGCCAGAAAUUAGUGUUGCAUGCCCAUUUUCUAGAUGAAGUAAAUUAUUAACAUAAUUUGUUUGUUUGUUUGUGGUUUAGCCAUCAUACUGAUUACCAGCACUCUUGAGGUCUUUCUCAUACCAGAGAAUCAAUGAUAGACAUCUUUAAUCUAUUUCUAGACAUCUUAGUAUUGAGACAGGUCUCAGUCAUGACUGGCUCAGAGAAGCUCCCAGGUGACAUUUUGUUGUUUGGAGAAGCCCUCCUAUACAUUUGCAGCUAUACGCUUGGGAUGGUGUCACAAAGUCAGUAAUGCCACUUGUUCUGAAUCAAGCAACAGGUUAUGACCCCAGAAGGACAGCAGACCACAACCCCAAUCCAAAAAAAAAUGAACCUAGAAAGAGAGAGUAAGGAAGGCAAACUCAUUGAAUUAGUGGGAACUGCACUCAUCACUGAAAUUCACCUGCUGUAACAAUGCAUUACAGAAGCUCCAGGCAUUAUUCUGAGUGUCUUAUAAAUCUGGGCCCUCAGUAACUGUGUCUUCUUGCCCCAUGAAGUUUAAACUCUUAUUCUAGAAGGAUGAUGGCAAAGUGGUCACAUAUUUGCAACAACACUGUCCUUACUAAGAUGCUGUCUCUAUAUGAUAAUGGUUCAGGAUGGGGGUGCAGAAAAACAGCCUAAAAGCAUUGCAUUUUGCAACUAUCCUGUGAUGGGUUCCAGUCUCCUGCUGCAAGUUGUUUUAGCUUCCUUUUAUUGGGCUCACCCAGAUCAUUCUGAAAGAAAACUGGAGCUGAAUUGGGGUGAGCAAGUGAUGUUUUUGUAAGCUCUAAGGCAAAUUCUAAUGUUGGAGGUUUCAUUGUGAACUGAAGAACAGGAAUAAAAGGUGACUGGCUAGCAGAGUGUGCAGUCAGGAUAGCUCUGUGAAUGAGCCCUGAGGGUGUCAGAUCUAUUUGGUGCACUAGGCAUACUGUGUGUUCCUAAGAGUUAAGGUGAAAAGCAAAAAGGAGGCUAGAAGAUAGUAAAAAUUGAGAAGACAAGUGUAUAAAAGAAUUAUUAAGGUAAAAGCAAGACAUGAUAUUGACAUCAGAAGACACUUGCCCUAUAGAACAGACUUACUGAUUCUCAAUAAGAUUUUGGGUAUUAUAAACAUAAACAUGACUUUUGCCUUCUCUUGCUACUUCUUUGAGCUUUUUGAGCAAAGAUUUUGUUGUAUUUUGACACUGUCAUGGCUUAUGUUGAGACCAACUUACCAGUAAUAUAGAUCUCACAUUUUGAAAGUUUAUAAAUUCCCAGGUUGCAAUGUGUUUGAGGAUCCAAUUUGGAUGAUGUUUAGGCAAUGAGGAAUGAUCUACCUCUUGGUUGAAUGAAUAGGUCUGAAGUAUGUAUUUUAAAAACAAUCAAAUAAACAUCUUUAUUCAUAGAAGCCAAGUGGCAUCAGCUGAGUUUGUUUUUAUUGAUUGAUGAAACAGGAUUAAAUAGUCAAAUCAUAGAUUCAACUGAAUUAAUGUGCAACCCAAUUUUUAGGCAAAUUUGGGAAUCAAGGGUUAGAAUGAUUUUCUGUAAAACUGAUGAUAAAAAAGUGAAAGCUUUUUAGCUUUUCAUUUGGAUGCACUUAAUAAAUCUCUCAGUGCUACCAAGUUAUACACAGCUGUGAUGUGAUCUAAAGGAUAUAUAUACACAUAUACAUAUAUGUGUGUGUGUGUGUAUCAGUUAGGAAAAAAUAUUCAGGGAAAAAAAGACUUAGGUCAAAAUAUAUUACUUUCUUUAGGCUUUCAGGUUGAAAUGUAGUAAAUCAAUGCUCAUUUCAAAGUUACUUAAAUUUAUCCAUAUAUUUGGGCACAUCUCUUAUGGUUCUGUGUGUGGAAGAGCCACUACUCCACCAAAUGGAAUCCCUGCAAAACUCAUCUGGAAGCCUCCUUUUGUGCUGUGUUGACAUAAUUCAGAAAACUGCCUUAAUCAAUUUUCCCCAGGAAAGUUGUGUAGUCUUAGCCCAUCCUGUCAGUGCCAAAUUUAAGAUGAAGAUGAAGAUCACUUGAAUUUAAAGUGAUGGUAACACAGGGAAAGAAAACUUCUCAACUUCAAGCACUGUGGUUUCCAGUCUGAUAAAGACGUUUUGGAUCUAACUGUUCAUUUGGAAGUACUUUGGCAAGACCAGGUCAUAAACAUUACAGAUUUUGCACUGAUGAUAGCCUUGCAGGCCUUGACUCCCUCAUGGAGAUUUGUGCGCCUCUAGCUAGAUCUCUGACAUGAUGCUGGUUGUUACCAGAGAGUAUAUAGGGCUGGCUCUGGAGAAGCAAAAAAAUCUUUCUUUCAGAGUCUCAUAGUUUAGGUUCUUCACCUUAUUCACUAGGUUUUAGAAAACUAAAGUCAGUCACCUUCCUAAUCUGGAGAGAAGGCGGCUUAUUGUUCAACAGAGUGGUCCAAAGGGAUGAGUACCAGAAAGAACGCUGCUUUCUCUAUUUUUUUAUUGGGACUUAUGUGCUGCUAGUGGAUACUUUAAUCUUGAUGACUUCUGUAAUUAAACAGUUCCUUUUUAGGGCAUCUUAAACUGCUUCAGAUCAAGUUAAAGACACAACUUUGCCAGGAUGUAUGUUCUUCUAACUAAUCGGAGUUACUACAGCUGGCCAUGUAUUAUGAUGUACCGGCUCCCCAUGAGAAGGAUGUCUUUUCUCCCAGCACCCCAUUUCCUAGUUGACAUAUAGUUUAUAGGCGCACAGGACUGCAUCCAACCAUGUUUCUUGGUGGGUAUGGGCACUUUAGCCACACGACAGCUGUGCCAUUAGAUUCUGUACUAGCUACGAGUCUGCCCUGAUGCCAGGGUCACAUGCUUGGUUGUCUGCUUAAAAUGUCUGAGUUUAUCUGCUGUACUAUGUGAUUUCAGGGUCCAGUUGGGCUAGUGCUGGGACACAUCUUUCAAGGUACAAAUUUAGACAAAGAGAGACUGCCCCACCACAUUCAUUUCUGCCCUCCCUGUGCCUUCUAGGUAAAAAAAAAUAAAUGAAUGAACAUCAUGCUUGUUGAUACCAACAAUUAAGGAUAUAAACCCAAGUGGUUCUUUUUAUUGUUGUUGUUGUUACUUUGUGAUUAGCAACAACUGUAAGCAAGAUAAUUUGAACACUCAGCCUCACCUUUACAUGUGCAGUGAUAUAUACAUGCAAAUUUUUACUUGGACUAACUCUCUAAAGUGAAGGGAAAUUACUCUAUCCAUUUACAAGAAGAAGGCUUUUCAAUGUGAAGGUCAGACUUCAUUGGAACAAUUAACUGCUACCACAAAAAUGUGGUCUGACAAAAGAGAUUCACAGCCUUUACCAAGGGUUCACCUAUUCAGCAAGAUUUAAUACCACCAGUGACAAAAGAAUAAGACAGUUCCUCAUAGUUCUAUUUGUGAUUUAACCUUUCCCAGAAUUGAGCAUAACGAAUGACUCUGAUGAGAAUUAUAAUGAAGUUUCACUGGCUGUUCCCAUCAUAAAAGGGUUUGUAAGAAAGAAUUAGCAGAUUUUGUAGCAGCAUUUUAUGGUUCAUAGUAUUCUGUAAUAUUUUCUUCCAAUGUUUCUGAGCAUAAGCCUUGGGAAAUAAUUUGCCUGACUUGUGCGCUGACAUUGUAAAAAGUAAGAUGUUAUUUUAAAUACAUGAAAUUGAUUUAUAAAAAUCUAUGGUUUACACUUGUGUGUACCUGUAGUUUAUAGUUUGUGUGCAAGUUUAUGUACAUUCAAGUCUCUAUAUGUAUUAGGAGAAUAUUUUAUAAUUAUGGAACUGUAAUAUCCAAAGCUAUUGUUAAAAUUUCUGUAGGAAACUUGGCAUGCCUUAAUGUUGAUUUUAAGGACAAGAGAAGUCUUUCACAGGUUAUGAAUGAAGAAUUUGGACUCAAACUCAGAAUAAGGUACCAUAUAUAUAAAUCUGUUUUGGUUAUUCAUCCCACAAAUGUUUGUUGUUUUUGAUUGUCUCAUUUUUAGGCUCAUAAAAGUGUAGCAUAUUUAGACUUAUUUUACCAUGAACUAUUAUUUUAUUUCAGGGAAAUAUGGGAAGCAGAUAGUAUCUUCCUCUGCUCCAAUUUUAGUGACUCUCCUGUAUUUCAGGGAUAAUCUGAUUUCUUUUCCCACUGCCAUCUUCCUUUUCUUCAUUUUUUUAGUCAAGUUCUGAGCAUAGGUCAUACAAGAAAGCAAAGAUGGGUUACUGCUUUAGUAUAUGCAGAGUUUCUUUUGUGAUUCAGUGUGAUUUUAUUUUACUUUAAUAAGCAAGAAAAAUAAUUUGAUGUUGGUAUGUUUUUUGAAUACUAUAUAAAGGUAGUUAUUAAAGUUAUAAGCUUUUUCUUAGGGCAUUGGAUGCCUUAUAAAUUAAUAG